AGAAACCACCCCUAUCCUCAUAUGCCAGCCUGUCUGACUUUGGAACCCACAUUACUACCGGACUCCGACCGCAGACCAACAGAGGAGGCAAGCUCCAUGGAAAAUCAUGCAGGACUUUGAACCCAUGGAGACAUGGCACAUAGGUUCCUUUCAUCUGCGAACAGAUUCAGCGCCAGAUUCGCCUUCAUAUUCACCGUGUCACUGUCUUGCACCUAUUUAUGCUAUAAUAUCAUUUUUUGUCGCGGCACAAUCAUGACAAAUCAGGGCUACGAGGGGAAACGGUGUCCGCCAGGCAAGAACGCAGGAGGGAAGAAACUUCUUGGAAAAUUGGACCACUGCGCUUUGCUGAAAGCCAGGUCCACACUGGAUGAGUCUGCUGCCCAGCGAGGAGCAAGCGAUCUCCGCGAACAAAGUAAAGCCCCCUCUUCUGACAGUCACUGGACUGACGCGAAGUUGAAAAACAUGAGUGUUGCGCAAAAAUAUGGGAACAAGAAGCUGCCCAACGCGCUAAUAGUCGGUGUAAAGAAAGGAGGAACCAGGGCGGUGUUGGAGUUCAUCCGGAUACAUCCAGAUGUGCGCGCACUUGGAACAGAGCCGCACUUUUUCGACAGAAACUAUGACAGAGGAUUAGAUUGGUACAGGGGACUAAUGCCACGUACACUAGACAGCCAGAUCACAUUAGAGAAGACUCCCAGCUACUUUGUUACCAGAGAGGCUCCCAGACGCAUUUCCAGCAUGUCCCAUGAGACCAAGCUGAUCGUUGUGGUGCGUAACCCAGUCACAAGAGCCAUUUCUGACUACACACAGACGCUUUCCAAGAAGCCUGACAUUCCCACGUUUGAAGAGCUGGCCUUUAAGAACAGAAGCUUAGGUCUUGUUGAUACUUCCUGGAAUGCCAUUCGGAUUGGGAUGUAUAUUGUGCACCUGGAGAACUGGCUGCAAUACUUUCGCUUGUCGCAAAUGCACUUUGUGAGCGGUGAGCGACUGAUAACAGAUCCAGCAGGGGAAAUGGGACGUGUCCAGGACUUUUUGGGACUGAAACGAAUUAUUACGGACAAACACUUCUACUUUAAUCGAACCAAAGGUUUCCCCUGCCUGAAGAAACCAGAGAGCAGCAGCCAGCCACGAUGCCUCGGUAAAUCCAAGGGUAGGACUCAUGUACAGAUUGAGGAGGAGGUCAUAGAACAGCUGCAGGAGUUUUAUAGACCAUUUAACAUCAAAUUCUAUGAAACUGUAGGACAAGACUUCAAGUGGGAUUGAAUAUACCUUAUUGAGAGAGUGUUGUUUAUUAAAUGUCUGUACCA
Pundamilia nyererei is the source of this 1304-nucleotide messenger RNA. RefSeq names its product heparan sulfate (glucosamine) 3-O-sulfotransferase 2 (gene hs3st2). The transcript has 2 exons. NCBI's taxonomy places the organism in Eukaryota, Metazoa, Chordata, Actinopteri, Cichliformes, Cichlidae. The coding region runs from base 133 to 1260 and encodes 375 amino acids. Gene Ontology annotation, molecular function: [heparan sulfate]-glucosamine 3-sulfotransferase activity. The record is from RefSeq and is a predicted model, not a curated record.